Molecule: messenger RNA, 2587 nt
Organism: Megalops cyprinoides (Indo-Pacific tarpon)
Lineage: Eukaryota; Metazoa; Chordata; Actinopteri; Elopiformes; Megalopidae
Product: protein C19orf12 homolog
Exons: 3
Coding region: 161-586 (141 amino acids)
Source: RefSeq, a predicted model, not a curated record
CCGCGGCAGUGAGUGGGCUGGCUGCCGCUGACAUACAGUGGUAAAUGUUGAAGUUUAGUUUAUCUAGACUUCCUGCGGUCAUCGCCAGCGACUAAACGUUCACUCUCAGAAGAAAGACAAUCAAGCUACAAAACAAAGGAAGAAGCGUCAAAUCAUCACCAUGCCGCCACGGGUAGAUGACAUCAUGCAACUGUGUUGCGAGCUGUCUAAAAAUCAGCAGAUGAAAGCUGCAGUAAAAAACUCCGGGAAGGGUGCCAUGAUGGCUGGAGCAAUAGCCUUUGCAGGAGGGCUAAUGGGAGGUCCUCCAGGGAUCGCCGUCGGCGGUGCGGUGGGGGGGCUGCUGGGAUGUUGGAUGACCAGCGGUCAGUUCAGACCCCUCCCUCAGAUCCUCAUGGAGCUCCCUCCGCCGCAGCAGCAGAAGCUGUGCAAUGAUGUCAUGGCGGUCCUGGGCUCGCUGAACUGGACGGACGUGGCCCAGCUCAUCGCCCUGGUCACGGGGAACGCCACGCUCCAGCAGCAGGUGGUCGCGGCUCUUCUCAGCUACGUCACCCGCGAGCUGAGGGCGGAGGUGCAGUACGGAGACUGACAUCCCCCCUUUACAGUUCGAACAUUUUCAGAGAACACUUUUCUAGUAUGCUACACAGGUUGGAAAGACUGUCCACCUCCCUGACAGUAUGAGGAAAGCCUUAUACAUAUGAAGCCUUAUUUGUGUUCAAAAUGAGACAAUGCAUUACAUUGAGAAGGUGCCUCUGAUUCAUUGUGGUGAAACACUGCUUAAGUAAAUUCCGUUUUGAAGAAAGACUUGAAUGUGCUGACUUGCUCCGAGGGUAGAGGGAGGUUGAACUCGACAGACGUGCACAUGGGCUCAAAAUAACGUCCUUGAAAGGUUUCAGAUGACAAUAUCUGCUGCUUGUUUACUAGAAGUGUAAGCUUAUUCACAUCAAAAUUGUCUCCUUUCCUUAGGGAAAGUUUAUUUGUAGCAAUAUUUUAAGGUGAAAAGAUUACCUCUGAGCAAAGGGUACGUAAGCACUGAACAUGCUUAUUUUCAUACGUAAACAUAUCAUGGUAGAAUAAACAUACAAAUUAAAGAGGAAUACCACACAGGAUCAAAAGUUUCAAGUUUCAAGUUUAUUGUUAUGUUCUUGAUAACAAUGCAACAUCAUUACCAGUAAUGAAAUACUUAGCCUCAGAGCCAACUCAACUUUAUAUAAUAAAUAAAAUAAGUAAAACAAAAUAAGUAAAAAAUAAAAUAAGAUAAUAAACAAUGUAACAAUUGAGAAACAUAGGCCAGGCAGUGCAGCAUCUCUCAUUUAUCAAUCGGGUUGUAAAUACAACUCUCUGCCUGAUUUAAAUUUUUUAGAUGUGCCAAACAAAUGUAAUCGGUAAGCAAUUCUAACCAAUAUCCAAUACAGUGGACUAUUGUUUUCAUUCUCCUACAUAUGUGAAAAAUAGUUAUAUGUGAAAUAUGCCAGUGUGUACACAAGUAACAAGUUGCCAAACUAUGGGCUUCUUGGAACACUCACUUGGAGGGGUUGUUGACCAUGCAUAGUGGCCUAAAUGAUGUCAGUGUCAACAGCCCAUCUUUAGUCUUCCCCAAAUCUGUAUCUGUUACGAUUAAAUGAAAUUUAAAGCUUUACUUGUGUUUUCACUUGUGUAAUUUUGUCAUGGUUUUUGCAGGGAAAAGUCUGACUAAUUUUGGACUGGUAUGCUUACUUGAAGGGAGCUAUAUUAUAGAGUAAUGUUCCUCAGCCCUGGUCCUAUGCUGGUAUUCUGUCAAAGUUCUCUUAAUUAUGUAGUUUUAUUAUAUAAGUAAUUGCUUGCUGAACUGGAUUUUCUAUCCCAAUGUACAAGCCUCACAUUUUGUAAAAAAAAAAUAAAUAAAUAAAUGGGUUGCUUGCAGUGUGUUUGUAAAAACAUGAAUUAAAAUGCAUUUCUUCUGUGUAUUUUUCUAAUAUUAGCCCAUUUAAUGAAUCUGGAGCCUGCCGUCUCAGUUACGCUUUAUCAGUUGUUCAGAGAAUUGCAUGAGGCACAAUUUUUCAAUUCUUUGAAGUAAAUCGGUAAAUCCAGAUUGCUAGAGACAUAAGUGGAGGAUAUAACUGUUAUUUCAUUUUUUUUGCCUCCACCACGAAACCUUUAUGAUCAAGGACUUUAGCAGAUAACAUCAGACAUCAGAGAUGUAAAAUCCGGAUCAGCUACGAUAAACAGCUCAUUCAACUCAAAACUCACUUUCUAGAAGUUGGAGCAUUUCUUGAGAUUCUUGCGUAUGAAGUGAGACGAAAAACACAGAGGGAAGUGCAACUCUUAGAAAGUAAAAGUCACAAGAGGAGUGGUGUUGUGACCAAUGGUGGGAGCCAUUGCAUUGUGACUUUCAACUGCUGGGGAAGUUGGAGUUUAUGCAUGUGGUGAAACUUAUUUUUUGUGUUUGAGCCAGAGUCAGCUGGCUGCAUUUCCUCUGUUGGCUUUCUUAUUGUGUCUGCAUGAAAAGAGGAAUAUAUGAUUAAAAAUAAUUUAUUUAAUUUCAGAAUCCUCUCUUGUAAAGAAUCACAAACAUACUAGUAGGAGAGCAGCUACUCUGCAGCAUUUGGUG